GGGGGGGGAGCUGGAAAAACAGAGGAGGGAUUGGAGGGGAGACGGAAGAUGUCGCUGAAGAUCAGAGGAGAGCAAGCUCCUAAAACCGUCGUAUCCAAGAAAUGGACGCUCUUGCUUUGCGUGGGUUGCUUCUGCGCUGGGAUGCUCUUCACGAGCAGGUGGACAGUACCUGAAUCUAAAGGCAUUGCGCGGACCACUGCUGUGGAAGCCGAAAAAUUGAAACUGGUUUCCGAAGGUUGUAACCCCAAAAUUCUGCAUCAGAAGGAAGUGAAGCGUGACUCAAAGGACAUUAUUGGGGAGGUUUUUAGAACUCACAAUGCCAUACACACUUUGGACAAGACCAUUUCUAAUCUGGAGAUGGAAUUAGCAGCUGCAAGGGCUGUACAUGAGUCUAUUGUCAGCGGGGCUCCUUCAUCAGAAGACAUAAAAACAGACGAACCUACCCAUAGGAGAAAGUAUCUUAUGGUUAUAGGAGUGAAUACUGCAUUUAGCAGCAGGAAGAGAAGAGAUUCAAUUCGCGCUACAUGGAUGCCUCAAGGUGAGAAAAGGAAAAAGCUGGAAGAAGAGAAGGGAAUCAUUGUGCGCUUUGUCAUUGGGCACAGUGCUACACCAGGGGGUAUCCUAGACCGAGCUGUUGAAGCAGAGGACAGAAAACAUGGAGAUUUUUUGAGACUGGAACAUGUCGAAGGAUAUCUCGAGUUGUCCGCCAAGACAAAGAUAUAUUUUGCCACAGCUGUUGCUUCAUGGGAUGCAGAUUUUUACGUCAAAGUUGAUGAUGACGUUCAUGUGAAUAUAGCAACACUUGGGGAAACUCUAGUUAGACACCGACCCAAACGAAGAGUAUAUAUUGGUUGCAUGAAAUCUGGUCCGGUACUUUCUCAAAAAGGAGUGAGAUACCAUGAACCUGAGCAUUGGAAAUUUGGCGAGGCAGGAAACAAGUACUUUCGUCAUGCUACCGGACAGUUAUAUGCUAUCUCAAAGGAUUUAGCUACAUAUAUAUCCAUAAACCAGCAUGUUCUGCACAAAUAUGCGAACGAGGAUGUUUCGCUGGGAUCUUGGUUCAUAGGACUUGACGUGGAGCACAUUGACGACAGGAGAUUAUGUUGUGGCACUCCGCCAGAUUGUGAAUGGAAGGCCCAGGCAGGGAACAUAUGCGUUGCUUCAUUUGACUGGAGCUGCAGCGGAAUCUGCAGAUCUGUUGAGAGGAUCAAAGAAGUCCAUCGGCGGUGCGGUGAAGGUGAAAAUGCUUUGUGGAGUGCUACUUUUCGGUAGGAGGCUCGACUUGAGUGUCUUCCCAACUCAGGAAGAUGUGGAGCUAGGUGUAAACACAGGUUUGCGAGUCCUUCUCUAGGGUGCAUCUUUUCUUUUCUUUUUCUGUCCGUGAGUACAGAAAAAUCCUAUUAUACAGACAAGUAGAUGGAGAAAGAGAGAGAUGCCUCGCUUCGUGGAUCACUUCCAUUUUAUUGAAGGAAGUGGCGAUCGAAAUGGCAGGAAAGAGAAAGCAAGAGGCCAUUACCACCCUACUCAUUCUUUGAUGGCUUGAAGGCCAUUUUGUAAUCUACAUUUCCACUGGUUCUCGAGCUCAUAAUAAAGACCAAAUCUUUCUGCGGUGGCUAUUGUGGCCUGCCUUCUCUCA
Molecule: messenger RNA, 1636 nt
Organism: Syzygium oleosum
Lineage: Eukaryota; Viridiplantae; Streptophyta; Magnoliopsida; Myrtales; Myrtaceae
Product: probable beta-1,3-galactosyltransferase 2
Exons: 11
Coding region: 49-1272 (407 amino acids)
Cellular component (GO): Golgi membrane
Molecular function (GO): hexosyltransferase activity
Source: RefSeq, a predicted model, not a curated record